Messenger RNA from Cavia porcellus (domestic guinea pig), 1894 nucleotides. It is a transcript of the gene Arfip2, whose product is annotated as ADP ribosylation factor interacting protein 2. The coding region runs from base 197 to 1255 and encodes 352 amino acids. Lineage: Eukaryota; Metazoa; Chordata; Mammalia; Rodentia; Caviidae. Gene Ontology annotation, biological process: regulation of Arp2/3 complex-mediated actin nucleation; intracellular protein transport. The record is from RefSeq and is a predicted model, not a curated record. Gene Ontology annotation, cellular component: trans-Golgi network membrane. Gene Ontology annotation, molecular function: phospholipid binding; protein domain specific binding. The transcript is spliced from 8 exons.
GUCCGCCCUUAUAAUCUGCGACGUGGCCGGCUUCUUCUGCCCAGAGAGGACGUCACUUCCGCCGAGUCCCUGACCUGCUGCUAGGAUCGCGACGGGAACUGGAACCUGAGGUCCCCGCGCCGUCCGGGCCUGGCGCCCAGAGGGGAAGAACGGCCCGGCCGAGGGUGCUAGGGUGGAGACUGCCCCUUCCCUAGCCAUGACGGACGGGAUCCUAGGGAAGGCAGCUACAAUGGAGAUCCCUAUCCAUGGGAAUGGUGAAGCUGGGCAGCUUCCUGAAGAUGAUGGGCUGGAGCAGGACCUCCAGCAGGUGAUGGUGUCAGGACCCAACCUCAAUGAAACCAGCAUUGUUUCUGGUGGCUAUGGGGGCUCUGGUGACGGACUCAUCCCAACAGGAUCUGGCCGCCAUCCAUCUCACAGCACCACUCCUGCUGGCCCUGGAGAUGAGGUAGCUCGGGGCAUCGCUGGAGAGAAGUUUGACAUCGUCAAGAAAUGGGGCAUCAACACAUAUAAGUGCACAAAACAACUGUUAUCAGAGCGAUUUGGCCGAGGCUCUCGGACUGUGGACCUGGAGCUAGAACUGCAGAUCGAGUUGCUCCGUGAGACGAAGCGCAAGUAUGAAAGUGUCCUGCAGCUGGGCCGGGCACUGACAGCCCACCUCUACAGCCUGCUGCAGACCCAGCAUGCACUAGGUGACGCCUUUGCUGAUCUCAGCCAGAAGUCCCCAGAACUUCAGGAAGAAUUUGGCUAUAAUGCAGAGACGCAGAAGCUUCUGUGCAAGAACGGGGAGACGCUGCUAGGGGCUGUUAACUUCUUUGUCUCUAGCAUCAACACGCUGGUCACCAAGACCAUGGAAGACACACUCAUGACUGUUAAACAGUAUGAGGCUGCCAGGCUGGAAUAUGAUGCCUACCGAACAGACUUAGAGGAGCUGAGCCUAGGCCCCCGGGAUGCAGGGACCCGUGGUCGACUUGAGAGCGCACAGGCCACCUUCCAGGCCCAUCGGGACAAGUAUGAGAAGCUUCGGGGAGAUGUGGCCAUCAAGCUCAAGUUCCUGGAAGAAAACAAGGCUCAGAGCUCUCAAAAAGGGCACCUGAGUCCAGCCUUAGCUGACCCUGCUGGACCCCCAGAUCAAGGUGAUGCACAAGCAGCUGCUGCUCUUCCACAAUGCGGUGUCAGCCUACUUUGCUGGGAACCAGAAACAACUGGAGCAGACCCUACAGCAGUUCAACAUCAAGCUGCGUCGUCCAGGAGCUGAGAAGCCCUCCUGGCUAGAGGAGCAGUGAGCUACUUCCAGCCCAUCUUGGCUAUCAAGAAGGACACUGGGAAGGGCAGCCCCAGUGGAGGAGAUUGGACAUGGGACAUCCCUUGCCAUUUGCCCUCUGGCUUGGGCUCCCUUUCCCUUGCUGGGAUCUGAUGGAAGUUUGGCCCGUACUACUGUGGUAUGAAGAGGGCCUUUAGGUCCAGAAGCUGCUGCCCUGUCUUUCAUUUUUGUGGCCACUGGGCUUCAUUCCCAGAUCUUUUCCUUCCACUCCACAACCAAAAGCUAUGACAGAACCACUCCCUGGCCAAUGGCAUCACUCCUCAGGCCUAUCCCCAGCUCCUGGGGUGUACCCCCUUGACCAAUGACAGAGCCUCAAAAGGCCUUGUCAGCCAAUGGCAGCUCUACUGGGGCUCCUUUGGGCCAACGAUGUUGCCUCCAAUACCCUUUGUCCCUCCUCUAUGCGUGCCCACUGCAGAGAAGGGGACUGGGACCAAAGCAGGUGGGGAUAAUGGGGAGCUCCAUUUCUGGCCGGCAUCUGACUGGGCCUCCUCUCACCCACCCACCCAGUUUAAUUGUGCGUAGAACCCAGGAAGAUUGGGAUCUAGCACUAGGAAUAAACCUUUCAUAAAAGCA